Messenger RNA from Drechmeria coniospora, 498 nucleotides. RefSeq lists its product as uncharacterized. NCBI's taxonomy places the organism in Eukaryota, Fungi, Ascomycota, Sordariomycetes, Hypocreales, Ophiocordycipitaceae. The transcript has a single exon. The record is from RefSeq and is a predicted model, not a curated record. The coding region runs from base 1 to 498 and encodes 165 amino acids.
AUGCAUCUCAUAGCCUCAUCCACGGCACCUUUCGCCACAACGCUGCCCGCAAAGAAUGACCUGCACCUGUGGGACUGCCGCAGAGUUGGACUCGCGGCUCUGCCCCUGUAUUCGCUGAAACGCCAGCAGACUCAGACAUCUGUCAUGUUAAACGCUGCCGGUCGUGUCCGUGUGUGCGCUCGCGAGGCCCUCUCGCCUUAUGACUUGCGUCACCGACUUCGCCAAUGCAUCGCCGACCGUGCCUGUAGAACGCCUUCAGAUAAGGCAUUCCACACGUCUGCACCACGCCGCGUUAGCUUGUUGCCGUUCCGCGUCGGCAGCGCCCUGUUUGGAUCAUCGCGGAGUCGUGGGACAUCUAUCUCCGGGAAGGGGGGGUGGGACGCCGGCAACGACGACGAAGCACGACCGUCCACUGCCAUUCCUCCCAUUUCACGGGACCGUCUAGUCCUUGAAUCCUCCCGUCGCGCUUCCUCCUCCACUCGUCACUCUUUCCCAUAA